AUGCUGACCGAAGCGCUUGUGGUCACGUGGAUCAGCAUGUGCGCCGCCAUGCUGUACACGGAUCCGCGGCUCUGGAUCAUCGCGGCCUCCUCGCUGGCUUUCGCGGUGGUCCGGGUGGAGAUUGUGCCGCGGGCGUCCGCCAAAGUGAAAGCGUUCCCGGCAUUGUCACCCUUCGGCCAGUUGCUGUUUAGCAACACGGCGGUGUCGAUGCUGCACUCGGCGCUGUCGUCGCUGCUAGCGAUCUCGGCACUGCUCACAGCGCACUCGCUGGAUGGCGACUAUGUCAACACGGUGACGAGGGGCGAGUUCCUGGCAACCGCCGUCUCCACCGGAUACUUUGCGUACGACUUGUUUGACUACAUGCUGAACGGCUUGUACGUCAAGUCGCCGGGCAUCGUCCUCCACCACGUGGUGGUGCUCAUUUGCUACAUCUCCGCACUCUCCAAGACUGUGGGCGUACCGCUGCUGUCGCUGGCCCUUGUCUGCGAGCUGCACUCGGUGUUCAUGCACGCCCGGAAGCUGUUGACGAUGAGUAACUUUACGGUGCGGCACUCCGCACUCCUACGAUGGGUCUGGAGCGCUCAGUGGGGUUCAUUUGUGGUAGCCCGCUUUGCACCGCACAUCGCCGCCGCGGUAUUGACUUACCAAGCUAAAGACCUCUUUGUGCAGCAGCUGCACUUCCUCAUGGCGUUCAGUGGGAUCAUCUUCAUCAACCUUCUCAACAUCCACCUCUUCUUUGACGUGCGGAAGGCACACCGCAAGGACUGCGCUCCUCCCAAGGCCCCCCCGUCGCCCGCUCCAGUGACCAAUACUUUCUAA
Molecule: messenger RNA, 819 nt
Organism: Phytophthora sojae
Lineage: Eukaryota; Oomycota; Peronosporomycetes; Peronosporales; Peronosporaceae
Exons: 6
Coding region: 1-819 (272 amino acids)
Biological process (GO): plasma membrane organization; membrane assembly; phospholipid homeostasis
Cellular component (GO): plasma membrane
Source: RefSeq, a predicted model, not a curated record